Molecule: messenger RNA, 1476 nt
Organism: Entrophospora candida
Lineage: Eukaryota; Fungi; Glomeromycota; Glomeromycetes; Entrophosporales; Entrophosporaceae
Source: the annotation of a GenBank genome assembly
AUGUUUAAAUCUUUGAAAUCAUCAAUAACUUCGACGUUAUCACCUGAUACUCAAAAUAAUGGCAAUGAUUCCAAGACUAACAAUAAUAAUGGUGAUGAUUCAUCGACAUUAGAAUUGAAUCAAGAGAAAAGAGAAGAAAUUGUUAAAAAUUUUAGAAAGAUAUUGGGAGCAGGGAACGAAAAAUAUGAUAACGCUACAUUGAUCCGAUUUGCAGUGGCUAAAAGUUUUAACUUGGAAAAGGCAAAACAACAACUUGAAGAGGCUAUGAAGUGGAGAGAAAAACAAAAAAUAGACUCAAUCCCUUUACCAGUUCUAAACCCUGGUACACCAUUACUUUAUCCUAUACGUGGACUUGCUCCUUUCAUAAAUGAUACAAAUGUAGAAAUUGUUAAAGGUGUUCCUGACUAUCUUCCUAGAAUUUAUAAAUAUUUUGGUGGGAAUGCUGUUCAUAAAAUUGAUAAAGAUGGAAGAAGCGUUUAUAUCGAAAGAUUGGGUUAUCAUGAUGCUAAAGGAUUAGCCAAGUAUAUUAAAUCAGAAGAAUUAGUUGACUGGCAUAUCAGAUGUCAAGAAUUUUCACAUAAAGUUCUUAUGCCAGAAUUAAGUAGAAGAGUUGGAAGGUUGAUUGAUAAGGAAACAGUAAUAUUUGACUGUGAGGGGAUGGGAUUUCAUCAACUACAUAUGCCAGCGUUAUAUUUGUAUAGAACAAUAGCAGAGAUAGAUCAAAGUUAUUAUCCGGAAAGAUUGGGCAGAUUAUUUGUUGUCAAUGCACCUUUUAUGUUUGUAAAAAUUUGGGCAUUGGUAAAAAAAUGGUUGGAUCCUGGAAUGCUGAAAAAAGUUCAUAUAUGUGGAAAAGAUUUCAAAAAUACUUUGCUUGAACAUAUUGAUGAAAAAAAUUUACCUGCAUUCCUAGGUGGAAAAUGUACUUGUUCACAUUUAGCAGGCGGAUGCGUUCCAUCAGUAGUUUUGGGAAAUAUUCAAUCACUUACAAAAGAUCAAAAUUCAUUACAACAAACACUUCCAUCAACAUCAGCUCCACCUUCACUUAUACCCCUUGAAUCCAGGAGAGAUGGCUACAAUUAUAGGAUCCAGAUUCUGAAAGGCGAUUCUAAAACUUAUGAAGUUAUUAUUACACCGUCAACAGAAGAAAAGGAUCAAAUUAAUGUAGAAAUUGCUUUUAGAAAAGUUGAAGGCAAGGGCAAACUUAAAUUUCAAGUAAAAUUUAUUAAAUUUGGUGAUGAUGACGGUGAUCGUUCUGAUGAGUCUAAUGGAAAAACAAUUAUGGAACCAAUUACCUUGAAGGAGGAAGAUACUGAGAAACACACAUUUGAUUUCAAAGUUAAACAUAAUGAAACUGGAGAAUUUCUAUUAACAUGGUCAUUUGACGAAUACAGUAAUUCCGAUAAUUGUAUUAUCGAAUAUUUUGUAAAAGUUGAUGGUGACUUAUAUGGAAAUGAUGACAAUGAUUACAAAAAAUGA